Messenger RNA from Leucoraja erinaceus (little skate), 3196 nucleotides. RefSeq names its product protein-O-mannosyltransferase 1 (gene pomt1). The record is from RefSeq and is a predicted model, not a curated record. Gene Ontology annotation, biological process: protein O-linked glycosylation via mannose. The transcript is spliced from 20 exons. Gene Ontology annotation, molecular function: dolichyl-phosphate-mannose-protein mannosyltransferase activity. Bases 134 to 2311 code for a protein of 725 amino acids. Lineage: Eukaryota; Metazoa; Chordata; Chondrichthyes; Rajiformes; Rajidae. Gene Ontology annotation, cellular component: membrane; endoplasmic reticulum.
GUGCAUGCGCGGCCUCAGGCCGGGGCGGGCGGGCGGGCGGGAGCUCGGCAACGGCCGCGCCGUCGGCAGCGCGCAGCGGAGACGGGCCCGCGAGUGAAGGAAACCCCGAGGCAGCAGCGUGAGAACAGGGAAAAUGGUUGAUUUGCUGAAAAUGCCAAUUGUAAUCACAGUGCAGAUUGAUGUGGUUUUAGCCAUCCUUACUGUCCUAGGAAUUGGAAGCAGACUGUGGGGGCUGCAAUAUCCUCGAGCUAUUGUGUUUGAUGAAGUUUAUUAUGGACAAUUUGUUUCAUUGUACAUGAAACAAACGUUUUUUAUUGAUGACAGUGGACCACCCCUUGGCCACAUGAUUCUGGCUCUUGGAGCUUAUCUCGGUGGUUUUGAUGGAAAUUUUGCUUGGAAUAGAAUUGGUGCAGAAUACACAGGGACUGUCCCAGUUUGGAACUUGAGGCUCUUUCCAGCUCUGGCUGGGGCUCUCUGCAUCUCGCUGGCAUACCAGAUUAUCGUAGAACUCAAGUAUUCUCACACCUCUGCUCUUGUUGCUGCCCUCCUUAUCAUGUUUGAAAACUCCUUAAUAACCCAGUCACGGUUUAUGCUUCUGGAACCCAUUCUCAUUUUCUUUGCACUGCUGGCGGUCUUGUCUUAUCUGAAAUUCUACAAUAUACAGAAAAACAGCUCAUUUUCAGUGAAGUGGUGGUCUUGGCUUUUCCUAACUGGAACAGCAUGUGCAUUUGCUGUUGGGGUAAAAUACAUGGGCUUAUUCACAUACUUGCUUCUGUUGGCUAUUGCUGGAGUACAUACAUGGAAGCUAAUUGGGGAUACAACAUUAUCAAAUGUCACAGUGUUUUAUCACAUCGUGGCCCGUGUAUGUGCACUUCUAGUCCUCCCAAUAAUCUUGUAUCUGGGCUGCUUCUACAUCCACCUGACUUUGUUGUACCGCUCUGGGCCACAUGAUCAAAUAAUGACCAGCAUGUUCCAAGCAAGUCUGGAGGGGGGGCUGGCAAGGAUCACACAGGGACAACCUCUUGAACUAGCCUAUGGUUCCCAGAUUACGCUGAGGAAUACAUGGAGCAAACCUGUUCCUUGCUGGCUCCAUUCACACAAGAACAUGUACCCUAUCAGGUAUGAUGGUGGCAGAGGCAGCUCCCAUCAGCAACAAGUAACGUGCUAUCCUUUUAAAGAUGUGAACAAUUGGUGGAUUAUAAAGGAUCCUGGCAAACAGGAGCUGGUUGUCAGCAAUCCGCCUCGCUCAGUUCGCCAUGGUGAUAUUGUGCAAUUGGUCCAUGGGAUGACAGCUCGUUAUCUUAACACACAUGAUGUUGCAGCGCCUAUGAGUCCUCAGUGGCAGGAGAUUUCUUGUUAUGUUGAUUACAACAUUUCAAUGCCAGCACAGAACCUGUGGAAAGUGGAAAUUGUCAAUCGAGAAACUGAGAAUGAAAUAUGGAAAACUAUAUUAUCAGAAGUAAAGCUUUUGCAUGUAAACACCUCUGCAGUAUUAAAGUUAAGUGGUACUGCUUUGCCUGAUUGGGGCUACCGCCAACUGGAGACUGUUGGAGACAAAAGUUCGAAGGUUUAUCAUCAGAACAUGGCAUGGAAUGUUGAAGAACACCGGUAUGGAAAAAGUGAAGAACAGAAGGAGAGAGAGUUGGAGUUUCAAACGCCAGUACAGAUGGAUGUCAGCCAGAACAUGAGCUUCAUGGCCAAAUUCCUGGAAUUGCAACUGAAGAUGUUGACGUUGAAGAAUGAAGAGACUGAACACAAGUACAGCUCUUCCCCUCUAGACUGGAUAAACAUGGACACCAAUAUUGCGUAUUGGCUUCACCCCAGCACCAAUGCCCAGGUCCAGUUGGUUGGAAAUAUUUCAACAUGGUCAACAGCAACGGUUGGAAUUCUUGUUUACACAGUACUCUUCCUCUGGCAUCUACUGAGACAGCGUAGGGGAAUCUGCACUAUCCCCAAAGAUUCCUGGGAGCACUUAAUUCUGGCUGGAGCUGUCUGCAUUGGAGGAUGGGCUGUUAAUUAUCUCCCUUUCUUCUUCAUGGAGAAAACCCUCUUUUUAUAUCACUACCUGCCCGGUCUCACAUUCAAAAUCCUCCUCCUACCCAUCAUUCUUGAGCACAUUCACAAUCACGUGCUCAGGUCUUCUGUCUCCAGAAACACAUUCAGUGCUGUGGUCUUAGCUUGGAUCUCCUCCGUCUACUUUGUGUAUCAGACAUUCAGUCCUCUCACCUACGGGUAUCCAGCUCUCUCAGCAUCACAGUUAACUGCAUUGCGCUGGAAAGACAGCUGGGACAUUCUUAUACGUAAACGGUAGCAAACAAUCAAUGGAUAUAUCGUGAGACAAACAAAACACAGGCUGCAAGAUAAGAGUCAAUUUCUACUUUAAAGCACAAGCACUUUAAAGUACUACAGUCUACAGCUACUGACAAUAAUUUUGUCAAUGGUCAAAAAAGGUGAAGAAUAAAUUUAUUGAUGAUCAAUAGUUAUGUGCUUGUAGUGAAAGAAAGUUCUGACAAUGUAGCAUCAUCUCAAUAUCAGUUGAUGUAUUGAGAGCUGUACAGUGCAUCAAAUGUGGUACCAUCCAUGUGCUUCUGAUGCUGGGCAUAAAGGGAAAAGCUGACAAGCCCUGUUUGUUUAAAGUUUACAAUUGGGAGCAAUUAGCAUGACCCAGUAGUUAUAACGCUCUGGUUUGAGUGUUGUGGUUAAGUAUUAUGGCUAUUUACACCUUAACAAUUAUGAUAUAUUUUGGAAGUUCACGGUUGUUGCGCCAGGUUUAGUGCCUUAUGACAGCAGAGCUUUCUGUUCAGUGAAAGAAAAGAAAAAAAGCUGCUAUUGCCAACUUUGCUGAAAUGUAAAGUGGCAACUUUUUGCCUAAUUGUGAAAUGGCAUCCGGAGCUUGUAGAUGUUCACUAGGAGUGAAACAGAAAGCCAGGAGUUUAAAUUUGUCCAAAGGAAAAUUUGUUCCACUUUUCUAUAAUUAAUUGACAAAAUGUUGUAUAUUUUUUUUAACUAAUGAACCUCCGAUGCAGCUAAUACCAUAAUUUCAAACCAUCCCUAACUUUGUUCCAAAUAGAGGUUUACAUGGAUGGCUUUAAAAUCAGGAUUACAAGCUGCAUACAUUAUUGCAGUUACUAAUGUUUGUAUGCAUGUAGAUUGUUCGUUGUAUCAUGAUGACAUCCAUUAAAGUCCUGUUCUUUGA